This is a messenger RNA of Ascochyta rabiei, 969 nucleotides long. RefSeq lists its product as uncharacterized. The transcript is spliced from 3 exons. Bases 1 to 969 code for a protein of 322 amino acids. The record is from RefSeq and is a predicted model, not a curated record. NCBI's taxonomy places the organism in Eukaryota, Fungi, Ascomycota, Dothideomycetes, Pleosporales, Didymellaceae.
AUGCUUUUCGGCAAGAAGAACCCCGCAGAAUCUUUCCCCGCACUCACUCCUGACCAGCUCGAGAAGCAGCUCGAGACUGCAACGCGCGCCGAAGACGCUGCAUCGUCCCAGUAUUUCUCCAGAACUGGCGUCGAUGAGGCUGAAUACCCGUACUUGAGCACUCUGGUGGCGCGGGAUGAUGGUGUCUGGGCGUGUUGCUGUGGGCAUGAGAACGUGCUGGUUCACUAUAGCGGCAAGUUCCCCUUUAAACAUCUAAGGUGUGGCAAGUGCAAUCACGUCGCGUGUAGCAUUUGCCAGAUGUCUGACAUCCUGACGCCGCAGGACGGCGCGCUAUGUCUGGACGAGAUUGUGGAGCGUGGGCAGGAGGUGAGAUUUUGCUUUGUGUGCUGGAACUGUGGACUGUCAUAUCGUGCUGUGAGGCAUGCUGGAUCCAUACACCCUCCAGGAACGUGUCAUUGUGGAAACAGAUUCGGUAUCGAAUGGCCUCGAUAUCGAAUUGGCUCGGUGGAUGCGUACCGUCGCGAUCCAGUGAAGACGGCACACGAUGUGAAGCAUAACCUGUGUCUACGCAAGUCAGAGAAGGUCUACGACGACGCGCAUGCUGAGUCUAUGCGCAAGCAGCGGUUGCAGGAAGAACUGCGACAAGAGAAGAAUAGGCUGCAAGCUCAGCAGCCGCUUACGCUGCGGACGCAAGACGAAUGGCAGGCGAAGGAGCGCGCGCAGCGACGUCCCCAACCGCUACGCCUGCCUGGCUGGACUCAAGAAUGCAACGUCGGCCUCCUCUUGAUCCAAACGCCAGGGCGUGCUUGCUCCAGCGUUCUGGAGCCCAACGUGGUCCCGUCUCAGCAACCCAAUCUCUUUAUUCUCCGCCGAUCGGAGACGUGGACAACGGCUAAGAACCAUGAACGCCUCAACGAGGAGGCUCAUGGGGUUGUGAAGUCGACGUUUGAAAUGAGGCAGUAUAAUUAA